Messenger RNA from Andrographis paniculata, 592 nucleotides. RefSeq names its product 10 kDa chaperonin, mitochondrial-like. The record is from RefSeq and is a predicted model, not a curated record. NCBI's taxonomy places the organism in Eukaryota, Viridiplantae, Streptophyta, Magnoliopsida, Lamiales, Acanthaceae. Bases 116 to 409 code for a protein of 97 amino acids. The transcript has 3 exons. Gene Ontology annotation, cellular component: mitochondrial matrix. Gene Ontology annotation, molecular function: metal ion binding; protein-folding chaperone binding; ATP binding.
GAACGCCUGGAAGCUUCUAUCGUCUUCCUCCAGAUUCUUCCUUCCGCUGGUUAAAUUCGUGCUUCACCGACCCAUUUCAGUCGAACUGCGGCGUGAUUGCUAGGAAUUUUAAGAAAUGGCGAAGCGAUUGAUCCCCGCGCUGAAUAGAGUCCUCGUGGAGAAAAUCGUUCCUCCUUCGAAAACCACCGCCGGUAUUCUCCUCCCGGAGAAAUCAUCCAAGUUGAACUCUGGUAAAGUAGUUGCCGUCGGGCCAGGGUUGAGGGACAAAUCCGGGAACACCAUCCCCGUCGCUGUUAAAGAAGGCGACACCGUUCUCUUGCCUGAAUACGGCGGAACUGAAGUCAAAUUAGGCGAAAAAGAGUACCAUUUAUACAGAGAUGAGGAUAUCUUGGGGACACUACAUGACUGAUUAAUGGCUGGAAUUCUUGAAAUGCAAUCCAGGUUUAGUUCUUGGAAGUAUUCAACUUCAGUUCCUGUUUCUGAAUUUUUGGGGUUGUUGCUGAUUUUGCUCAUUGGCCAAACACUCUGAUAUUUGCUACUUGAUGAAUAUUUCCAUCUGCUACCAUUAUUAAACGACCUCAUUUUCUCCAAA